This is a messenger RNA of Chara braunii, 2297 nucleotides long. Lineage: Eukaryota; Viridiplantae; Streptophyta; Charophyceae; Charales; Characeae. The record is from the annotation of a GenBank genome assembly.
GGCGGGCGCGCAGUUCAGCCCAUUGACCCCGCGUCAGAGGGAGCUCAGAGAGAUCCAGCAAGUCGAGAUGCUCCGCCGUAAGUUAGAGCAGGACCUGAAAGCAGCUACCGAUAGAGAAAAUGCGAUGAAAACUACAGCAGCCAGGCUUGAAACUUUAGAGGCCGACAAGGCUGAAUUAGAGGGCUUGGAUGAGUCAACAUUGACUGACCCGCUGAAAGUAUUGAAGAAGAAUAUGCUGUCAUUGCACGCACACGUGGACAACAAAUUAGACUUCAUGCAGAGCACUCUAGACCAGAUCCUGGAUGCAUUGACAAAGCCAGGAUUCCGUCCACCAGCACAAUCGUCGUUGCCGUUAUCGGCGAUGUCAGGCCCCUUUCCAGUUCAAGUUGGUACACAACCAAGUGGUACGUCUGCAGCAGUCUCACAGACUGUUGCAUCUUCUUCUUCGGGUCCAGCGGUGGGAGCUACACCACCGCAACAACCUGUUCAACAAUCUGGACAGCCGCAGGGUCAAUGGUAUCCUAAGACCCCAAUGAAACCACCUCUUGCCUUCUCAGGCGAGGGAAAGGGCGAAGAACUCGACACUUGGUUGAGAACAGUCCCGGUUUGGGUGAAGGCCAAGAGAACCUUGCUAGAGGACGAAGUGGUAACUGCGGCAUCUUACCUGGAGGGUAAGGCAGCCAAGUGGUUAGAUGGUGUAGUUAUAAAGGCCGGGUAUGGGAGAUGCAUGGCGGACUGGGCUAAGUCUCUGACGUUAGACCACUUCAUGGAAAUGGUAGAAGCUCGAUGGCAUAACCCACAGGAGGCUCAAAAGGCCAUUGAUGCCAUUUACAAACUAGACCAACGCAAGUUUAGGUCAGUUAGAGAGCUUACGACUACCGUUGAGAGCCUGAUCCUCGUCCCAGGCAUCAACUACAACGAUCAGUUCCUAUUGACUACUUUUGUCAGAUGUCUCCCAGAGAACAUUAGGAACUUGCUAGCCAGCGAGGCACGCACUGAGUACCACUCGUUUGAGACACUGUCUAGGAAAGCCUUAGACUUGGAGGCCACGCUAGGCAAUGCUCAACCCACCUCAGGGAAUGACUCAAAGAAGAAGAAGAGUCCUCAGGAGUGGAAGAAGAAGGGGGCGAAGUUGAUGAUGGUUGAGUCUGAUGGGACUCAAACUGAGAUCGAUGAGCUCUCUGACCUGAUGGACUCCUCAGAGUAUGACGGCGAGGAGGUAGCUGAGGGUAGCACCCUCGCCACGGUAGUUAAGACUAAGGCGGCAGGCCGAGGGAAGGGCCAGCCUAGGGGUCAAGGGAAGACCGCCUCCAAUCAGACUAAGCAUGGGAAUCAUCCCGAAGCCAACGGCCAAGCCGAACAGAUGAAUAGAGUUGUACAACACUUGCUGAGGCAUUACAUCAAGCCCAACCAAGAUGAUUGGGAUGAGCAGUUGCCACUCAUCGCCAGUUUGUACAACAAUGCUGUGCACAACAGCACCGGCGUGAGCCCUAACCAGCUACACUUGGGAUGGAAGCCUAGAUCCGCGUUAGGCACACUGGAGUAUGGUGUGCAGUAUGAGAAGUUGCUGCAAGAAGCUGUCGAGCACAUGAAGAAAGCUCAACAAGCAAUGAUUGCUUUUGAGAAUCAACACCGUAGACAGUCCACAUUUCAGGUAGGGGAACGUGUCUGGGUCAAGGCUAGCGAGCUAGGACAAGAAUUCGGAGUCUCUCGCAAACUAAUGCCUCAAUACUUUGGUCCCUGGGAAGUCCUAGAUAUAGUGGGAGAUGAGAUGGAUGGUCCCACUUAUGUCAUUCGUGUCCCUGGACACCUACGCACUCACCCAGUCUUUCAUGCCUCAAAGCUUGCACCUUUCCCUGAGACUGAUCAAUUCCCUUCCAGGAGAUUGAUACUGCCCCCAACCAUGGAUGGACAAGUCGACAUCGACGACAUUGUGGAUCACCGGGACAUGCCUGUUGCAAAGCCGCUGGGUCGAGGAAGACCUCCUAAACCCAGGAGGGAGUACCGGAUCAGAUUCAGGCAUCAUACGGAUCCAAAAGAAGAUCGGUGGUUUACCCAGGAGGAACUGAUGGAAACAGCUCCUCAGGUGGUGGCAGAUUAUGAACGGAAGCUAAAAGGGAAGGCACCUGCGAAGUAAGCAUCUCAGCGGACUUUCGAAGCUAAGGGGGAUGGAAUGUGAGGAUUGAGCCCUCAAGUAGGGGCCUUGCCAUGAUGUACAUGUUCUGGGCUAAGGCCCCAGCAAGCCUCGUGCCCGCCCUAAGUGAAGGCGGGCCAGCAAAUCAACAAGAGCCCUCUGU